Entelurus aequoreus (snake pipefish) is the source of this 4478-nucleotide messenger RNA. RefSeq names its product sarcospan (Kras oncogene-associated gene) (gene sspn). Lineage: Eukaryota; Metazoa; Chordata; Actinopteri; Syngnathiformes; Syngnathidae. Gene Ontology annotation, cellular component: dystrophin-associated glycoprotein complex; sarcolemma. The record is from RefSeq and is a predicted model, not a curated record. Bases 82 to 738 code for a protein of 218 amino acids. The transcript has 3 exons.
GCCGACGGAAGGCAGGAGAGCAGACCGUUUCCAAACAGUGCCGGAAAAUUGGUAAGGACAGAAGAUUUAGAAAGAGGAAACAUGGGUCAAGGACAGAAAGGUAAAGAUGGCGGGAAGAGGAGAGAAGGUAGCCCGGCACCGGACGACGGCCAUAAGUGCAGAGUGUGUCGCUUCCCUCUGCUGGUGGCCCUGCUUCAGCUGCUCCUGGGGGUAGCCGUCACUGUUGUGGCCUUCCUCACGUUGGCCAUCAGCCCCUCGCUGCUGGCCAGGGAGACGCCACACUGGGCUGGGAUCAUCCUGUGCUUGGUUUCCAUUGUGGGCUUCAUCCUGUACUGCGUCACCUACCACCCAGAUGAGCGCUCGUCUGUGCAGUUCAUCGUCAAGCUGCUGUACUUCGCUCUGUGCGCCAUCGGCCUGGUCGUUUCUGUGCUGGUGGCGUCCUUCGCCGGCUAUCACCACGCUCAGACCAGCAGCUUCAGCUGUCUGCCAGCCGCCGAGGACUGCCUGUGCACUUUGGAGCCACACGACCCCAUCGCUCGCACCUUCACCUACGAAGGAGUGGCCGACUGCCAGGAGGUCACCGAGACGCUGACGCUGUACCACUUGCUGCAGAUUGUGCUGAACCUGGUUCAGGCCUUGGUCUGUGCUGUGGGCGCCUUCCUCAUGUGGAAGCACCGCUACCAGGUCUUCUUCGCCGGUCUGCAGAUCGCAAACUUCCGGCAGUGGCGCAAGGUGUAACGUGGUGACGCGGUGGACACGCCCCCUUUUUUGCUAUCUACCUUGUGUGGUUGUUGUUGUAAUUACAAUAAUAUGAUAUUGUCUUUUUGUACCUCUUUUGUACACAUUUGAAGAAAGUUAUAGAAAUAUUGUAACAUUCAUUAUUUUUCAAAAAAUGACUCACACUAACGUGCACAUUUCUUUCACAAAAUUUGACCAGUUAUCUAAUACACGAGCACUAAAAUCCAAAAAAACCAUAAAAUCAAUUAUUAUUAUUAUUACAAAUAUUUCCAGUUCUCUCAAUGAAUGAGAUCCUAAAAUCCUACUUGCAUGAACAUCAACGUUACUUGUUUUAAAUGCAUUGCAGUGCAGCUAGAAAGUCUCAUUACUUUUGCUGUUGUUGACUUUAUAAUAUUUUGAUGCGACAAGCAAACCAAAUAAAACCACUAAUGUCAAACUUUUACACAGUAAAGUAUCAUUGCUUGGUUUUCAUUGACAUGAACAUGGGAAACCCCUUCAAGUCGACAACCCUCAGAUUAGCUAAAUCACGUCGACAUAAGCGGUUGUCAACAUAACCAUUUUGGUCUAAAAUGUUGCAAAAAAUGGGUAAGCAGAAAACGAUCAGGACUUGAUUUGACUGGCUGAGUCUUGGACAAUUUGUCGACAUAAACUUUAAUUCCACUUUUAUUUCCAAUAUUAUUUGAAUUUAGUUUUGAGCCCCCGAUCACAAAAAACGAUUUUUAACUUAAGUUCCAUUUGAUGCAUGAUUUGUACUAAAACUAAUUAGUUGGACAUUAAUUGUUCAAUAAUGCUAAUUUUCAGUCCAAAAUAACAAAUGUAACAUCAUUAAAACAUAAAUUGGCAAGUCCGUUUAGGUCUGCGUACCUUCCAUUCAUUCUAAUCCCAAUUCUUAAAUGCAAAUCAAAAAACAAAUUUUGGGCAAUUUUUUCUAUUUUCAUUUCCGAAACAAAAGUUGGAAAUCUAUUUUAUGGGACUUUUUUCAAACGACAUUAGGACUCCUGCUGAACAAAGAUGUUACCGUUAUCCUAAAUGAUAAGAAAAGGCUAAAAUGGUCCAUGUACUUUACGUUUAUUUUAUUUCCAAUUCUGAAACACAAAUCAAAAAACAAAAUUAGGGCCGUUUUUUAGAUUUUUAUUAUAUAUGGCAGAUUUUAAAACAAACAAAAAGGGGUUGAUUUUCAUUAAAAUGUUGCCAUAAAAUUGGAUUUUGUGCUGUUUUCCUUUUAUGGAGUUUUGUUUUUUCAGAUAAACACAAAACUCGAAAAAAAUUUGCUAAAAUGCGUGGUUAUUUGUGUGACAACAAAUUGAACCGGGAGCAGUUUUUUAGCCUUUCCUUUGCGUUUAGCAUGUUUUUAGCACAACGGUAACAUCUUUGUUCAGCAGGAGUCCUAAAAAACACAUUUCGGACCAUUUUUUAUAUUUUCAUUUCUGAAACAAAAGUUGGACAACUAUUUAAUGACACUUUUUUAUAUACAGGUAUAGGACUCCUUCUGAACAAAGAUGUUACAGUUAUGCUAAAAACAUGCUAAACACAAAGGAAUGGCUAAAAUACUGCUUCCGGUUCAAUUUGUCAUCACACAGAUAACCACAAAUUUUUGCACAUUUUCUUGUGUUUAUCUGAAAAAAAAAACAAAUCCAUAAAAGCAAAGCAGCACAAAAUCCAAUUUUAUGGCAAUAUUUUAAUGAAAAUGAAACCUUUUUUGUUUGUUUUAAAAUCUGCCAUAUAAAAUAAAAAUCUAAAAACGGCCCUAAUUUUAUUUUACGAUUUGCGUUUCAGAAUUGGAAAUACAAUGAACGGAAGGUACACGGACCCGUGUACCUUCCGUUCAUUCUAUUCCCAAUUCUUAAAUGCAAAUCAAAAAACAAAUUUGGGGCCAUUUUUUCUAUUUUCAUUUCUGAAACAAAAGUUGGAAAUGUAUUUUAUCGGCGUUUUUUCAAACGACAAUAGGACUCCUGCUAAACAAAGAUGUUACCGUUAUGCUAAAUUAUAAGGAAAAGCUAAAAUACUGCUUUCUGUUCAAUUUGUCAUCACACAUUUUUGCAUUUUGGAUGAACAUAUGUUCGACUUUUGUGUUCAUCUGGAAAAAUAAAAAUCCAUAAAAAGAAAACAGCACAAAAUCCAAUUUAUGGCAAUAUUUUAAUGAAAAUCAACCCUUUUUUGUUUGUUUUAAAAUCUGCCAUGUAUAAUAAAAAUCGAAAAACGACCUUAAUUUUGUUUUUUGAUUUGCGUUUAAGAAUCGGAAAUAGAAUGAACGGAAGGUACACAGACCCUGGCAUAAGAUCUGGGCACAUCUCGAUUGCCCUACGUCUCUCUUCCCAGCUCAGCACUAGCAGCACUGUGUGCAGAGCAGGAAGGGGCUGGAAUAUGUUUGCAGUAAAAAUUGAAUAUGAAGCAAAAAGCCAUUCAUUAAAGGCUGGUGGUGUAGCGGUAUGAACUGCUGCUUUUAGUAGCAGAGGGUGUGGGACCCUGUCAGGGUUGUGUCAGAAAGUAAAAAUCAGCGCGAUAAAGCCCACACUCACAUUGUCAUUGUUUUCUUGUUUGUUUUUAUUUCAUUACAUUUUUCUGUUUUUGUUAUUUUGCACCGAAAAAUAAAUGUGUUUUCCAUGUAUUUGUAUAACUCCAAAACAUGCGUCGAAUUAAAGUCAGACGGAGGCAGAUAGUAUUAAAAAAAAUCAGGGCUUUCUGGGCCAAAAAGUCCAGGGCCACAUUUUCUUCUCAGUCCACAACCCUACUGAUGUCAAUCAAGAGUGUUACUAUAAUGCAGGUCUUAUACUGAAUGUUGUUAUUGUGCAAAUGUACCUGGCCAGUGAGUCUACGCUAUACAACUGGGAUUCUCAAACUGUGGUAUGCAUGCUCCAUCUAGUACAGGGGUCGGCAACCCAAAACGCUGAAAAAGCCAUUUUGGACCAAAAAUACAAAAAACAAAUCUGUUGGGAGCCGCAAAAAAUGAAAAGCUGUAUAUAAGUGUUAUAAUGAAGGCAACACAUGACGUAAGUGUCUAUAUUAGCUAUAAUAGCCUACUAUCAAAAUUACUAUGUGUCGCAGGCUGAAGCAAAUCUUCGUUGACAGAAAUGUUGAAAUGUAAUAUUUAUUCUACACAUUUUUACAACAUUAGAAACCAUUAGUAAAUCAGAGGCUACUCAGAAGGUGAGAUAACUCUUGGAAAUUACGGGCUUAUAAUGGCCAAAAGUAUAGAUGUGUGUGUCCAAGUUAAGGCUGUCUUCUUCUAAAAUAUUUAUUACAAUCUUUGGCAAGCUAGGUGAUGUUUGCUGUGGUCUGGAACAACAUGGCACACAAACAACUAUCUGAAAUGCAGCCAAUAUUACAUACAGAUAACAUGUCAUGAGACAUGAAAAACUAAAUUAUAUACAAAGAGGAUAGAAGUAAAGGACAUGAAAUGAGCUCAAAUAUACCGUAUUUUUCGGACUAUAAGGCGCAGUUUUUUUCAUAGUUUGGCCGGGGGUGCGACUUAUACUCAGGAGCGACUUAUGUGUGAAAUUAUUAACACAUUACCGUAAAAUAUCAAAUAAUAUUAUUUAGCUCAUUCACGUAAGAUACUAGACGUAUAAGAUUUCCUCGGAUUUAGCGAUUAGGAGUCACAGAUUGUUUGGUAAACUUAUAGCAUGUUGUGGCGGGCACUAGGACCAUGCUCACACGCAGCAGAAUGGGUGUGGUUUUAUGUACCUUCUUGGGCACACUAUAAAAGUGCAUAUUGUGUUUUAUUGUGCAUUCUUAUGUUG